Kluyveromyces lactis is the source of this 189-nucleotide messenger RNA. It is a transcript of the gene RPL29, whose product is annotated as 60S ribosomal protein eL29. Gene Ontology annotation, molecular function: structural constituent of ribosome. The transcript has a single exon. The coding region runs from base 1 to 189 and encodes 62 amino acids. The record is from RefSeq and is a predicted model, not a curated record. Gene Ontology annotation, biological process: cytoplasmic translation. NCBI's taxonomy places the organism in Eukaryota, Fungi, Ascomycota, Saccharomycetes, Saccharomycetales, Saccharomycetaceae. Gene Ontology annotation, cellular component: cytosolic large ribosomal subunit; ribosome.
AUGGCUAAGUCUAAGAACCAUACCGCUCACAACCAAACCAAAAAGGCUCACAGAAACGGUAUCAAGAAGCCAAAGACCUACAAGUACCCAUCCUUGAAGGGUGUCGAUGCCAAGUUCAGAAGAAACCAUAGAUUCGCUUUGCACGGUACUGCCAAGGCUUUGGCUGCUAAGCGUGCUGAAAAGAAAUAA